Molecule: messenger RNA, 3911 nt
Organism: Myxocyprinus asiaticus (Chinese sucker)
Lineage: Eukaryota; Metazoa; Chordata; Actinopteri; Cypriniformes; Catostomidae
Product: alpha-internexin-like
Exons: 3
Coding region: 199-1614 (471 amino acids)
Biological process (GO): intermediate filament organization
Cellular component (GO): postsynaptic intermediate filament cytoskeleton; cytoplasm; intermediate filament
Molecular function (GO): structural constituent of postsynaptic intermediate filament cytoskeleton
Source: RefSeq, a predicted model, not a curated record
CUCUGGUUUUGAGCCUUUAUAAAGUUAAAAAGAACCUCUAGAUCAGAUUAUUUUACGUAUUUCCUUGGAGUCGGUUAAAUAUCUGCAGUGAGAAAGGUUGAAUGCGAGGAGCAGCACGGGUAAAUUAUUGAUUUGGACGGCACUGCUAUAAAAAGGCGACGCCCGCCUGUGUUCCGCUCCUUGUCUUUAAACGCCAAGAUGAGCUACGGAUCCGACACCUACUCUGCCUCUUCCUACCGGAAGAUUUUCGGGGAUUCUACUCGCUACUCAGCCUCUCCAUCUCGGCUGAGCAGCCCCCGGAAUGGGUUUAAGUCGCACUCCGUAACCCGCACCAACAUCCCGAUCUCCUACAAGCGCUCCACCCGAUCUAGCUUCCCAUCCUCUUCCAUGACUCUGGAAAGCUUCGACUUCACCCAGAGCACAGCGCUUAAUAAUGAGUUCAAAAUCAUCCGCACGAACGAGAAGGAGCAGAUGCAAGGGCUCAAUGACCGUUUCGCGAUGUUCAUUGAGAAAGUUCGCAACCUGGAGCAGCACAACAAAGUGCUGGAAGCCGAACUCGUGACCCUGCGCCAGCGCCAGACGGAGCCUUCCCGUUUGGCCGAACUUUACCAGCAAGAGAUCAGGGAAAUGCGCUCCCAACUUGAGGAACUCAACGCUGAAAAGAACCAGGUGAUGUUCGAGCGCGACAGCAUUGAGGAGAAUCUUCAGAAAUUCCAGGAGAAGUACGAGGAGGAGAUCAGAAUGCGCGAGGAGGCUGAGCAAACAUUGAGAGCCUUCAAGAAGGACGUGGACAACGCCACGAUGGUGCGCCUAGACCUGGAGAAAAAGGUCGAGUCCCUUCUGGACGAGAUAAACUUCACGAGGAAGGUGCAUGAAGAGGAGGUCGCCGAGCUCAUGGACAUGGUCCAAGCCUCCCAGGUGUCUGUGGAGAUGGAAGUGGCUAAACCCGACCUUACCGCCGCCCUUAAGGAGAUUCGCGGCCAGUACGAGGUCAUUGCGACUAAGAACUUGCAAUCCGCCGAAGAGUGGUACAAGUCCAAGUUCACCGAUCUUAGUGAACAGGCCAAUAAGAGCAACGAGGUCAUUCGCGCGAACAGGGAAGAGCUGAACGAAUUCAGGAGGCAGCUUCAGUCCAAAACAAUUGAGAUUGAAAGUCUAAAGGGGACCAACGAAUCCAUGGAAAGACAGAUCCAUGAGAUGGAGGACAGGCACUACGCUGAGAUCAUGGGCUACCAGGAUACAAUUGGGCAGUUAGAAAACGAGCUUAGGACCACUAAAUCUGAGAUGGCCCGUCACCUUAGGGAGUACCAAGACUUGCUGAAUGUCAAGAUGGCGCUUGACAUUGAAAUCGCUGCUUACAGGAAACUGCUGGAAGGGGAGGAGACACGUAUUAGCACUGGAAUCACCUACCCCACUCCUGGCUCAGUGUCCAGCUACAGCUACCAGUCCCGCAUGUACAGCAGCACUAGCGUGAGUGGAAAGAAGGAAGUCAAGGAUGAUGGCGACAAACAUCAGAGCAGCAAAUCUGGCAAAGGCUCCUCCCAGUCUGACGAUUCCAAGAAGAAUGAUAAAAUCGACUCUGGAGACAUGAAUCCCACCAGCCAGAAAAACUAAAUGUCUCCCCUCUUUCUUCCUCUCCUCCAUCUGCAUUACUUUCCAUUACUCUCUUUCCUUUCCCCAGCAAUUCCCCUCAACAAAGGGGGUCUCAGAGAGGAAUCUAGUCUAUCUCUGUCUCAACUUACCCUCUAUUAUCUAACCUCACUCUCUGUCACAGGGAACCAUUCCCUCUGUAGCAAACUACCAACUGCUCAACACACCCCAGGUGCCACACUCUGUGAUAACUGCAGGGCAUAUAUUAUCUACUGUUAUCUACUAUAACAGUUUCCUUCUCUAGGGCUACACUAUAACAGGAUUCUCUUAGCACAUUCUUUUGAAGAUAUGUGACAAAAUCCAAAACGAUCCAAUUUAGCAACAAACACGUGCAUAAAAGAUUAACAGCACUUUGAAAGUUUCAUAGUGCCCUAGGUUGUAGGUGAAAGGUAGUUUUUUGUAGUUUAUUUGCCCAAAACCCAGCACAGAACAUGACUUGCAAUAAAAGCACUUGUUAGUGCUUUUAACAAUGGCAGCUGUGAGUAUUCUCUGGCUGAGUUGCACGAGUGCCCUACCGUUAAUUGCCUCUGUUUCAUUAGCUCUUAGUAACAAAUGCGAGACGUGCUUAGUUUCCAAACAAUCACUCAAAGUCCAACAGCCAAAUUCCUCUCCAAGAAAUUUUUCUUGAUUACAAUUUAAAUACCCCCCCUAAACCCACACCACUUGCCAUUUAAAAUUAGUAGGAUUUGAGCAUAAUAACAAAUCCUCACUGCAUGAGGUGUAUCUUACUGUUUGUAUGGUGACUGUAUGCGGGCCAUCAUGCAAUUUUCAGAUGAUUGGACUAGACAAGAGUAGACAGUCUUCACAAUUAUCCAAUGCUUUCUUAGCGGUGUGUCUGCGCUCUUUCUCAGGUAGGACAUAGGACUAAUUGGGAGGAAGUGAGAAUGUUACACAAUAAUGCUGAAACCUUUCACAUGCAAUCAAUUCAUGGCACUUAUAUCUAAACACCAUCUCUUUCAGAUAGAAUAUCAGACAGUAAAGGAUAGGGUGGAAUGACUGUCGUAGCAAAAUAUCUUAUAAUGAAGACAAAGGGGAAAAUAUUUUGUGAAAAAUAAUAAAGAUUAAGAAAAAUAGUGUGAGUUUGAGUGAGAUGCAGAAAUCAGACAGAAAGGGAUCCUUUGAGCCAGCUUUAAAUUUAGCCUUUCCUGCUGCUGCACCCGAGUUUGUCCAGUCUUAACUGAAUUAUUGUUAAGAAAACUAACAGUAUAAAUUUAGAAGUUAGGAAAUGCCAUUUAUCAAAAACAUCUCAACAUUAUCCAUAUAUUCUCAAGGAUGCCUGAAGUGCAUUUUCAGUCACUAUAACACAUCAAUCUCGCUACAGUUCAAUGCUACCACCAUGUGCCAUAAUGAAAAUCUAAUUCUCCUCACCCAGUUUACUCUCAGACAAAGAAGCCACUGUCAGUGUGAACCUUUUUCAAACCAUGCAUCAGCAAUGAAUCCCUUGAUAAACUUAUAACUCAUAAAAAGUAAAUGCGUUUAAACUUCUGCUACACUGCCAGGUUUUGGUACCACUUGCCUCUUUUUGCACUGUUCUCUUUGUCCACUUGGCUUUUUUAUGUCUGACUUGCUGAACUCUUUUAACACUCUGAACAGAUUGAACAAAUAGAUAUGGUUGGGUUCAACUCUUUUUAAGAACUGUGUGAUUGGAAGAAAAGCUGAUGGAAUUAUUUAUCUGUCGGAAUUAACUUUACCGAUAAAAACUGACAUUGGCAUGCUUAGCUACAAGGGAAUGUCAGGCAAAUCUGGAACUUUGUCCUUCCAUUCUUACAGAUGGUUUUUAAAGUUAGACCUGGUAACCCUGUCAUGAAAAAAAAUCAGUUUAUGAAAUGGGAAUGUUUUGGGAUUUGCUCCGAUAUAGUUUGGAGUGCAAAAGGCGUUUGUGGAAAACAUAGCGACAAAAGAAAAAUAUAUGUUCAAACCUGCACUGCCAAAUUUUGUAAUACCAACAUUCCUCUUCAUAAAAAGACAACCCACUUUUUACAUCAAUACACAAUAUAUGCCAAAAUGCAAAUAUUUAUGUAUGAAUUCUCUAGGUUAUGAAAAUGCCUUAGGCCACCAGCAGCUUACUGAAUCUGGCAGGGUGUGCAUUAACCUGUUAUUUCUGCUAAGUGUGUAACAUUGUUUGCUCUCUAGUUUGUAGGGGCCACCUUGUACUGGAUGACUGGAGCUUUAGGAACUGAAUUUAGUUGAUGUCAUUUAUAUUUAGUCAUUAUCUUAUUGCUGUUUGACACAUGACCAAUAAAAACUACUUGACAUUAUGA